CAACAGUUUCCUCCAAGCACAGAGCUACCAGGAGGGACGACUACGGUGGACUGAAAACCAUCGAAAGGGGGCGAAACAUCGAAUGGAAAUGUUCAGAUCUACAUGUAUACCAUGGACACUGAUAUGAUUCCAAAAUUCUCCUCGAAAGACGAGGAGAUUAACUUCUGGAAGGCUCUUUCCCUCAAGUACAAGAAAAAUUGCCAGGAGGCUCAGGAGGAGCUGCUGGAGUUUCAGGAGGGCAGCAGAGAGCUGGAGGCAGAGCUGGAAACCCAGCUGGGGCAGGCUGAGCACCGCAUGAGAGACCUGCACUCUGAGAACAGCAGGCUCAAGAACGAGGUGGACUCACUCAAGGAGAAACUGGAGCAGCAGUAUGCCCAAAGCUACAAGCAGAUCAACAUGCUGGAGGGUGACCUGGGUCAGACCCGGGGCAUCAAGGAGCAGCUCCACAAAUACGUCCGGGAGCUGGAGCAGUCCAACGACGACCUCGAAAGAGCCAAGAGGGCUACAAUUGUGUCCCUGGAGGAUUUUGAGCAGCGUCUGAACCAGGCCAUCGAGAGGAAUGCCUUCCUGGAGAGCGAGCUUGAUGAGAAAGAGUCCCUCCUGGUCUCAGUACAGAGAUUAAAAGAUGAGGCCAGAGACCUACGACAAGAACUUGCGGUCCGAGAGCGAAAUACGGACUUGACCAGGAUGUCAGCACCCUCCUCACCCACCCAGGAGGACAACGACAAGAUGGAUUCCUCUGUCCAGGCCUCACUGUCUCUCCCAGCUACGCCGCUCACCAAUAGUCUGGACAAUGCCUUCGCCAACCCAACAGAGUUGUCAAACGGCCUUGGUAACUCACUAACUCCCUCUGCCAGAAUAUCAGCACUCAACAUCGUAGGUGACCUGCUUCGGAAAGUAGGGGCUCUGGAGUCUAAGCUGGCAGCCUGCAGGAACUUUGCCAAGGACCAGAAAGCCAGAAAGUCUUAUGCCAUCACGGAAAACGGGAACGUGAUCAACGGCAACACAGCCAAGUUCUCCCAUACCCUCCACAUGACGUCGUCGUACUACGACAAAACCAGGGCGGUGAACGGCCUGGACCCUGGCACUCUGACAGCCAUCACAGCACCCCCUGCUCCCUCCCUCCCUGGCCUCCUGCCUCUCAUCAUGUGACAGUGACAGACACCACACCCCAAUUUAAUCCCCCACACACACACCCUGCCAAUGGACAAGGCUAUAUCCUUAAACAGAAAGCAUUGUGAUGACUUCAAACAAGAGAACGCACAUGAAAAUGGCUAGCACUAUUAAACACUUUUCACAUACUGUAAAACUGGCCCCUCUUUGCAGCCACUGCAUAUUCACAGGCUGUCUGUGUAAUUCUGGCCCUUUAGUGCUUGUGCUUUGGUCCUACUGUACAUGUGGCUCACAUUUUAUAUGUACUUGCUAAUUGUUUACUGCUUGUACAUAUAGCCCACUCUACACAGACAUCCAAAGAGGUGCAUCCAAAGAGAUGGUAUCUAUGUAGGAUCCUAUCCUCUCUGCAGUAAUUUUUCAAAUCUUUAGUUUAGACAGAAAAAACACAUUAUGCAAUUGAAAGUGUGAUACAGUGAGGGUUUCCAAUAUACAUGUUACCGUAAUUUUAUUUAACUGUUACGAUUUAUCAGAGAUGGUGUAGCAAGUGAAAGAAUAUAGAUUAGCCAGAGUCUACAGAAUAAGUAAGAUGUCUGGAUUACUGUAACACAUUCAUCUAGCAGCAUUGCCUCAGACAAUGCAUAGGCCCUCUCUCCUCUAACUCUCCACCCCUUAUUUGACAUUUCUUAUAAAUGGAAACUAGGGUUAAUGGAUUGGCAGCUGGUACACAUGUGUAGAUGUGUUUAAUAGCCUAGAACGGUCCUUCACCACGUGGACCUGCUCCUAACAAGCUGACUUAUUGUCCGUCACUAAAGGUGGUUUAAAUCUCUUUUGUCGACCUCCUAUGCCUUUCUGACCUUGAGUUUAACUCAGUAGCCAUCUGAAGAAUUUAAUGUUAGUUUUGUUUUUAUUUAUGUAAUGUGUUCCAAUUAAAAUGCAUUGGUUUAGACCUGUUCAAAAUGGAUGGUGAAGGAAAAUCCUCUGUGUCUUCGUGUUGAGUGUUCUGGGCUACUUAGUCUCAGCUCAGUUUAACCGUAUGACAACGUGCACGGUAUUGGUCAUAUUGAUCAUUAUUUAUAGAUGUCCACUUUGAGUGGUGCUGUCAUGGUGUUUUAGACCACUUUUGCCAGUAUUCCAUUUUUGGAUUUUAACUCCAAGUCUUUCAUUUUUGGUGUUUGAAUUUUCACUGGUAUCUUAUUGUAUUUAAAAUAUCACACAACCCUGUGUUAGCAACCUAUAUUGUAAGUUAAGAGCACUUUAUCCAGUGCAAAUAUUUUCCUUGUAUUUUCACAUUAUUCUAUCAGUUUUAUUCAAGUGCAAUAUUGCCUGUUUGUAUGUUUUGUUAAUUUAUUUCAUUCAUUUUAUGGCAUGAUGUGUUCAAAUAUAUAGGAUGUGAUUAUACAUCAAUUAGUCAUAUCAUGAUGUAGGAUCCGUUGUCUUAAAAUGUUGAGAAAAUAAAUAAAUAUAAAGCCAUUCUUCUUAUUGUUUUUAACUUAAAGUAGUCCACAAUGCAAAUUUAGCAAUUCAACUCUAGCCUCAUACCAUGAGCUAAUACAGGUUGUAUAUUAGUGUUCUCCUUGGAUCUAGUUGAGGGCAGCAACGACUGGGAUUGGUUAAUUAGUUAAGGUUUCAGUAGUGAUUUGGUUAAAUUUAGGCAAUAAUUGUGAAAUUAAACGGCUGGAUUCGAAACAGAGAAUUUAGCAACCUAUGUUACGCUCUCUGUACCCAGUAGGCUACAAUGUUGGAUUUAAUCAAAUAGAGGGUGUUCAUUAGUCGUGGCUAGAAGGGAUCAAGCUUUUGUCAAAUUAACGUCAGAUUUGUUUCGUAGCAAGUUACAUGGAACUCAAACCGGCUGUGCGCUUGCCCUAUCAUGCAUAAAUGUAUUUUGUCCCCCCACACCAAACGUGAUCACGACACGCAGGUUAAAAUAUCAAAAACUCUGAACCAAUUAUAUCAAUUUGGGGACAGUUCGAAAAGCAUUAUACAUUUAUGGCAAUUUAGCUAGCUAGCUUGCACGUGCUAGCUAAUUUGUCCUAUUUAGCUAGCUUGCUGUUGCUAGCUAAUUUGUCCUGGGAUAUAAACAUUGAGUUGUUAUUUUACCUGAAAUGCACAAGGUCCUAUACUCCACCAAUUAAUCCACACAUAAAACGGUCAACCUAAUCAUUUCUAGUCAUAUCUCCUCCUUCCAGGCUUUUUCUUCUCUUGACUUUAUAUUGCGAUUGGCAACUUUCAUAAAUUGACCUAGUUCAUCUUUCAGUCACCCACGUGGGUAUAACCAAUGAGGAGAUGGCACGUGGGUACCUGCUUCUAUAAACCAAUAAGGAGAUGGGAGAGGCAGGACUUGCAGCACGAUCUGCAUCAGAAAUAGAACUGACUUCUAUUUUAGCCGUUGGCAGUGAGCAGUGUGGCUGCAAUAAUUGAAUAAUAUAGAUUUCUGAAUUUAUUUUGUAAUGCUCGUGCACGCGAUGCGAGCGGUGUAGUCAGGGUAUGAGUAGAACUUACGCGGCAGGUUGGGAUAAUUAGUUAAAGGUUAGGAAAAGGGUUAUGGGUAGCUACAAUGCUUUUAUUUUUAUAAAAAACGUAUACAAAAGCUGGAUUCCUUCUAGCCAUGACCAGGUAAUAUACUCACGUUAGCUACGCUGAUUCAUGGACAGUAUAUCCAGGUUGCAUCUGGUUUAUAAGGACAUACAUCAGAUGCGCACUUUCAGGGAGCAGCAAACGACAUCACCACAUCCAAAACACAUGGCAGACAUUGGCUGAGUUUAAAAUCAAAGAAAGUACAGUAUGAAGAUGGGCAGAAACUGCUUCUCCAAUAGAAAUCCCAGAUCACGCUUGUAGGUGAUGUCAUGGUGACGUUGGCUAGCUAAGCUCAUGCGCAGAAAUAAGUCAUACCUACACAUGCCUACUUGUUAACAAAAUUAAGGAAGUUUCCUUUAAAAUUAUUCAUAAUAUUAUCCUGCCAACCACUAUAUGAAGAGGUUUUUAAAAAACAAACUCAAAUUGUAAUGACCACCCAGAAACGGUGUUGCAUCUUUUUUGGCAUUGUAUUCAUGUAAGGAAACUGUGGCAAGACAUCAGUAGAUUUAUAAUUGAACACAUUUAUGAAGAUUUUACACUAUUAUGUGAUGUACUGCUUGGAUUCAUUUCCUAUGAUAAAAUUGUUUCAACUUA
This is a messenger RNA of Oncorhynchus nerka (sockeye salmon), 4281 nucleotides long. It is a transcript of the gene ndel1a, whose product is annotated as nudE neurodevelopment protein 1-like 1a. Gene Ontology annotation, molecular function: microtubule binding. The transcript is spliced from 9 exons. The record is from RefSeq and is a predicted model, not a curated record. The coding region runs from base 103 to 1152 and encodes 349 amino acids. Lineage: Eukaryota; Metazoa; Chordata; Actinopteri; Salmoniformes; Salmonidae. Gene Ontology annotation, biological process: mitotic centrosome separation; establishment of mitotic spindle orientation; regulation of neuron projection development. Gene Ontology annotation, cellular component: centrosome; kinetochore; kinesin complex.